CAGCUGAGAUAGGGGGGAGGUGAGAGCUGGCUGGGGGUGCCCUGCAAAUCAGCCCUAUGUAAGCAGGUGUUCUUAAUCCUUGCCAAGACCAGGGACAGCUUGAGGGCCUCAGAGAGUGCUGGUGAGACACACACAAAGGCCCUUUGUUGCAGCCAAGGCAGAUUCCUGGAGGGAUGCCCCAGAGGCUGACCGCUCCCUGAAGGGGCUGGAGUAGGGGCAUCCCAACACAGAACUGGUGGCUCCAGCACCAGGAAGAACCACUGUGUGCCAAGGUUGAAUGUGGCUUCCGAAGCUCGAACUAUAAGGAAGCAGCCAGAGAGGUGUGGCACCUGGGCAAGCCUCUGCCUAGGCGGUGUUUGCAGUGUCACGGUAAAUCAUCGAGAGGUGGCUCUCAAAACAGUCCUGGUGACCACUUUUCUGACCACCCCUCACCCCUCAAGUGCCAGUGACUACACAGAUGGGCCCUCUCUUACCCCAAGUCUCCUCACUGAAGGGGAACCCCUGGAGUGAGCCUGUGAGGUCUGCCUGUUCCCCAACAUCUACAGAAAAACUCACAACAAUUAUACAUUUAGCACACAUUUCCUCCUCUGUGAGUUGGGGACAUUAAGAGACCUUUCCUCCAGCAUUAGGAUUAAACCAGACAAAGCACUUAAAGCCUUCAGCACUGAGUCCUUGGUUCUGCACAGAAACCCCCAGGCCAGUUCUAAGACAGAGUUGUUAGGCACACCCUGGCAGGUUACACCAGGCCAAGUACCUCGCAGGGUGGGGGAAUCCAGAGGUGGGCAGGACUGGUGGCAUUUUGAUGGGCCCCGCCUUCUCUUCCCUCCUCCCUUGGCCAGAGACAGGCAGGAGGGCCCCAGGCAGCAGUUCUUCCCACCCUCUGCCCCUUAGUCUUGCACGCCUCUAGGGCCGGGACGCUUAUUCUUCCUCCUAGCAGCUCUGCCUGGAAGUCCCCCAAUCCCUGUGCUACUGUUCCCAGAUCUUGGGCUUGGGGGACAGCAAGAAAGCUGCUACAAAAAACUCAGCUGGGGCAGCUCCACAAGGACCCUACAGGCUUGAGGCAUUGCCGGGAUUCUAUCCCAGCCAGCCAGGCUCCUGGGUGCCCCAGAACCCUCUGGAGCACAGGGAGGCAGAGGGGUCCUUACCCAUUUCAGGAGUCUACAGCCUGACGGCUACAGCCAUGGUGGGCCCCCGAUACCCGGUCUCAGUUCGAGGGGCAGCUCUGGUGCAGAUCAAGAGGCUCCAGACAUUUGCCUUGUCCGUGUGCUGGUCAGAUGGCAGUGACACCUUUGUGCGCAGGAGCUGGGAGGAAUUCAGGCAGCUCAAGAAGACUCUCAAGGAGACCUUUCCAGUGGAGGCGGGUCUGCUUCGGAAAUCCGACCGCAUUCUCCCAAAGCUUCUCGAUGCACCGCUAUUGGCACGCGGGGGGCGCACGAGCCGCGGUCUGGCACGCCUGCAGCUGCUGGAAACCUAUUCUCGGAGGCUGCUGGCGACUGCAGAGCAUGUGGCUCAGAGCCCGGCAAUCACAGGCUUCUUCGCACCGCAACCCCUGGACCUGGAGCCCGCGCUGCCACCUGGCAGCCGGGUGAUCCUGCCCACCCCGGUGGAGCCACCUCUCUCCCAUGCUGCCAGCCGCCUCUCCAUCCACAGUCUGGAGGCUCAAAGCCUGCGCUGCCUGCAGCCCUUCUGCACUCAGGACACACGGGGCCGGCCUUUCCGGGUGCAGGCCCAGGAGAGCCUGGAUGUGCUCCUGCGGCACCCCUCCGGCUGGUGGCUAGUGGAGAACCAGGACCAGCAGACAGCUUGGUUUCCAGCACCCUACCUGGAGGAGGUGGCUGUGGGCCAGGGCUGGGAACGAGGCCCGUCCCUAGGGAGCAGCGGUCCCCAGUUCUGUGCUUCCUGCGCCUACGAGGGCAGCCGUGCAGAUGAGCUGUCUGUGCCUGCAGGUGCGCGCGUGCACGUGCUGAAAACAUCAGAUCGAGGCUGGUGGCUCUGCAGGUAUGGCGACCGGGCGGGCCUCCUCCCUGCGGUGGUACUGCGGCCUGAAGGGCUGGGUGCCCUCCUGAGUGGGACGGUGUUUCGUGAAGGAGACUCAGCAGAUGAGGCCCAGGGCUCCCCCAAACCCUCCCAGGCCACUGCCCCUGCCCCCAUCGUCCCCGCCCGACCUUCGCCGGGCGCCAUCCAGAACCGCUGCUGCACCAUCACCCGCAGGGCCCUGGAGCGGCACCCAGGGCGCCAGCGCCCCUCUGGAGGGUGUGUGGACCCUGUGCCACACGCUACAACAGAGCAGUGAGCACGAGGAUCCCCAUGGGGGGACAGACUGCGCCAUCCCAGGGUUGGGGAGGAGUGGGGAGGACGGAUCUCCCUGGCCACAGGGAUGGGAGGGGCAAUUCACUGUUCCUCUGAGUAAAGCUUGUUCUGAAUGAC
Molecule: messenger RNA, 2427 nt
Organism: Cebus imitator (Panamanian white-faced capuchin)
Lineage: Eukaryota; Metazoa; Chordata; Mammalia; Primates; Cebidae
Gene: NOXO1
Product: NADPH oxidase organizer 1
Exons: 8
Coding region: 1181-2293 (370 amino acids)
Biological process (GO): superoxide anion generation
Molecular function (GO): phosphatidylinositol binding; superoxide-generating NADPH oxidase activator activity; protein binding
Source: RefSeq, a predicted model, not a curated record